Molecule: messenger RNA, 990 nt
Organism: Colletotrichum karsti
Lineage: Eukaryota; Fungi; Ascomycota; Sordariomycetes; Glomerellales; Glomerellaceae
Exons: 2
Coding region: 1-990 (329 amino acids)
Source: RefSeq, a predicted model, not a curated record
AUGGUCACCGUCCUUCCUUCCCUCUGGCCUUGCCCGGAUCUCAAGAAGGUUUCUCUUCACGCACCUGAGAGUCUAUCUUCCUGGUUCAACAUGCCGCUCUCUACCUACCUCGUUCAGGCCUCCAUCGCGGCGCUGCUGGUUGUCUUUGGUGUUCAGAUGCAGACGACUGCGGCACAAGUGACACUGCCAACAUGUACGAACGUGGACCAACCGAAUCCCCUCUGGAGCCAGCACCCGAACAACGCCACGGGUGUUCUGAACGUCACGAUGGCCAUCAUCCCGAUCCCAAUGACGACGGCACGCCAGAUGGUUCCCUUUGGAAUCUUGGAGAACAACCUUCGAGCUGUGAUGCCAGACUUUCCCGCUGGCAUGUACCCUGUUGUUGUUCAGGCUGGACAUGACCACGAUAUCCGGUUUCAAGACUUUGGUAUACCCGACUUCAGUAAAGCUGGAUUUGAAUUCCCCUUCUUGGAUCUGCUCGGCGACGGCACUUCAAACUUCCGCUGGGCUCCGGAGCAAUUGAUUUCUGCUAGCAAUCCUGCUGCAGUUACCGGCUCGCAAGCAUACGGCACUGAAGUACACGCUGCCACAUUUGGCCCGGAAUGCAACGCCUACGGGGCGCUCCCCCAAGGUGGCACGUACUUCAACGGCUCGGCCGGCGGGAACUACAUGUCUCUCGAGAUGCAACGAGCAUCAGCAGACCAGCCUAUCCCGUACACCCUGUCCAUGUUCGACAGCAUCAUCAACCAGCCCAUCUUCGCCAACGGCUCGGCUUGCGACCAGCAAAUUCGGCUCUUCAACACCUCCUUGACGCAGGGCGCAUUCGAGCCGGUCCCGGUCCGUGGAACUGUCAAGUCCAACUUGGGCCCGUUCCGCACCGAUGCCGCUUUCCCGGACGCCGUCGGCUUCCAGGCCGCUACGCCCUUCAUCGAAAACAACUACCUCCCUUGCGACAUGUUUAGAGGAUAUAACCCGGUUAAGACCACUUGA